This is a messenger RNA of Helobdella robusta, 186 nucleotides long. RefSeq lists its product as hypothetical. The record is from RefSeq and is a predicted model, not a curated record. The transcript is spliced from 2 exons. Gene Ontology annotation, molecular function: monoatomic anion transmembrane transporter activity; solute:inorganic anion antiporter activity. Gene Ontology annotation, cellular component: plasma membrane. The annotation marks the transcript as partial. Gene Ontology annotation, biological process: transmembrane transport; regulation of intracellular pH; monoatomic anion transport. Lineage: Eukaryota; Metazoa; Annelida; Clitellata; Rhynchobdellida; Glossiphoniidae.
UUAAUGGGACCGAAAACUCCUUCGCUUGACUACCACGAAGUCGGCAGGUCCCUGUCUACACUGAUGGCUGACGAGCACUUCCACGACACGGCCUACGUAGCAGCGCACCGUUCGGACAUCCUGGACUCCCUGAACGACUUCCUGAAGGACUCCAUGGUCCUGCCACCGGGUGAAUGGGACAAGGCC